UCCUGCCCUGAAUCCAGCUUGUUCCAUUCUCAAAUGUCUGUCUACACCAAGUACAAUUCUUUUUAUUAUUAUUUUCCCCAUUAUUUUGGCAGUUGUUGCUAUUAGUGUGUGUGAUUAUAUAUGAUUAAAAAAAUAAGAUUUACAUGCUAUUACGGAUUUCAUGUAACAUCGCAGAAUGACGUUAACUUGGGUACACGAGAUUCAAAAUGGAGAAAUACAUGUCCACGCGCUAGUAUUCGAAUCGACGCCAUUGGGACCAAAAUUUUCAAGUUCCAUAGAUGGAGAAAGAAAUAUCAUUUGAAGAACAACUGAGCCUGGAAGAAUCGGAAAGAAAAAAAAAGGAACUUGAAAACUCUUUGUUGAAAAAAGAUGAGGACGGUACAAUGUAUGAAUGGGACGAGAAGAGGAAGGCUUGGUUCCCUAAGAUUGAUGAGGACUUCAUAGCGCAGUAUCAGAUGAAUUAUGGAGGAAGUGGAGAACAAGCUGGUGGUGAUAAUUUGGCCGCAGAUCAGGACCAGUACAGGCAGUAUUGGGAGGGGUUGGAUAUUAACAGUGAAGAAUAUCGUAAAAGGUAUACAGAAUAUUACCAGAAUUAUUACGCUCAGUUUUACCAACAGCAAGAUGAGCAAAGCAAUCAGCAAAGAGGGAAUGAGAUCAAAAAUGAAGAGGGGAGUAAAGGAAAGAAGAGGAAAUCUAGCAAAUUCAUGCCCCAGAAACCAGCAGAAGAUCCAAAGUGGUUUGAUGUAGAGGAUGAUAAAAACACAAAUGUUUAUGUAAGUGGUCUCCCGUUGGACAUCACAGAGGAUGAAUUCAAAGAAUUGAUGAAUAAAUGUGGAAUGAUCAUGUUCGACCCUCAACUGAAAAGUCUCAAACUUAAGCUAUACAGAGAUGAGAAAGGGGAACCAAAGGGUGAUGGCAGGUGCUGUUAUAUCAAGGUUGAAUCAGUGGAGCUGGCACUAAAAAUUUUGGAUGGAUAUGAUGUAAGGGGGCACAAAAUUCAUGUUGAACGAGCCAGAUUUACAAUGAAAGGCAGUUUUGAUCCUAGCAAGAAACGGAAGAAACUUACCAACAAAGAGAAAAAGAAACUGCAAGAAAAGCAGCAAAAAUUGUUUGAUUGGCGACCUGAGCGUCCAGUUGGUGCCAGACUUAAAUGUGAGAAAGUUGUCAUCCUGAAAAACAUGUUCUCUCCCAAAGAAUUUGAUGAAGACCCGAUGCUGAUUAAUGAACUCCGUGACGACGUCCGACAGGAAAGCUCCAAGUUUGGGGAAGUGAAAAAUGUCAAAAUCUAUGAUAACCACCCAGAAGGUGUGAUGUUGGUGUCAUUCAAGGAACCAGAGCAGGCAGAUUCUUGUAUCGCAGCGAUGAAUGGCCGUUGGUUUGCCAAACGUCAAAUCUCGGCGGAGUAUUGGGACGGAAAGACUAAAUAUGAAAUACAGGAGUCAGAAGCAGAGCGAAAUGAACGUCUGAGCAAAUGGGAGCAGUACUUGGAGAGUGAUAAAGAGAAGGGAAAGGACGGUCUUGACAGGUUGACCACAAUUCCUUCCUCUGCUGAGGCCACUGGAGCAGCAAGUGUGUGUAAAACGGAGACGGAGACUGGAGUGUCCACUGCUACUGCAUUUCAUAGCGAGGAUCAGACAACAACGGCAGACGACACAACAUCUGGGGCACAGGGGGGUCAAUGAUUACCUUGAAAUAUCUUAUCGUAAGACUUUGGAUCAUAAACUCUCAGGAGAGGCCUAUAAAGUUGUGCUUAUGCAAUACAUUUCAAAAUUGAACUCUAUUUACGUACAUGUAAAUCUGGUAGAUACACAUUGUAUAGAUAUUUAUUUGAAUGCGACUUUUGGGUAAUUUUUUUGUAUAAUUGAUCAUCAAUAUUUUUAACUACCCUGUUUUGAUCUUAAUUAUAAACUUAAAAUAUAUGUAA
Messenger RNA from Ostrea edulis (European flat oyster), 1924 nucleotides. Its product is annotated as HIV Tat-specific factor 1 homolog. The coding region runs from base 279 to 1682 and encodes 467 amino acids. The transcript is spliced from 8 exons. Gene Ontology annotation, molecular function: RNA binding. The record is from RefSeq and is a predicted model, not a curated record. Gene Ontology annotation, biological process: mRNA splicing, via spliceosome. Gene Ontology annotation, cellular component: U2-type spliceosomal complex; U2 snRNP. NCBI's taxonomy places the organism in Eukaryota, Metazoa, Mollusca, Bivalvia, Ostreida, Ostreidae.